AUGGGCGUCGAUCGCGCUCGCGCUCGUAGGUUGACCGAGAGCGAGAACGAUGACGACGACGACCGAAGUCUCGACGCGCGCGAGGAGGUUGGAGAUGGUGACGACGAGAGUGACGAAGAAGAUGUGGACGGGGAUAGUGUUGUACGCGCGUCUCUGGAACGCGCAAGCGAGCGAGAUGCGGAGAUUGCGGAUGAGAGGGAUACGCGAGUGCGAAUACUUCUCAUUCGCGAACGGGACGCCGAGUUCGCGCGAGAUCCAAAAUUUAAAUCGCGAUCAAUCGCCGAGUUGAACAACGAAGCCGUGCGAUAUUUGAAAGCCGGAGACGAUGUCAAGUGUGUGGUGGCUUACGCCAAGGUGUUUCGAAAGGUUUCUGAAAACAACGUCACGCACCCGACGCUAUACGUGUGCCACUCAAAUCGCGCAUUCGCGUACUUGAACUUGGGUCUAUUUCAAGAAGCUCUGUGGGAUGGCCAUCGCGCGCAGACAUUGGCGAAUGAGCGUUUCACGCAGUUACAAGAUGACGACGGGAGUGUCAAGGUUUUCGUGAAGGGUUACGCGAGGAAGGGUUUCGCGCUCAUGGGUUUGCGGGAACCGAAACUCGCAAAGCUCGAGUUUGAGCGCGGAUUAACCAUGAGCCCGACCGAUGAGGAAUUGAAGCGCGGUUUGGAAGAGGCAACGCAAGCAGUCAUUCGUGAUUUAUACAUCGGACGCGGAAAAGAGAAACAAUAUGCCCUGCCGAGCUCCGGGAAAACGAGUGAGAGAAUUUCGUCGCUGCCGUACUCGGCGCCGCUUCACCGUGUGCAUCCUCGCGAUAUGCUGCCCAACACGCUAUUGACCCCAUUCCAAGCCGAAAAUGAUUAUCAUCUGAAGGACACGUACAAUUAUAUGACGAUUCAAGCCGAUAUUCGCGUCCCGAAGAGACAUUUCAAGGUUUUACAAGACGACGUUCGGCGCGCCAAGUUCUCUACGGCGAUUAAAUGCGCAAUCGACAAGAUGCACGACGACGCCAAAGAUGCACGAGUUUUGAAUAUCGGUUGCGGUGCGGGAUUAAAUACAAUGUUGGCGUUGAAACACGGUGCGCAUCACGUGACGGCUACCGAGCGCUGGCUGUACCUCGCCAUGGCUACGAAGGAGAAUUUGUUGAACAACGGAUACAGUGAUGACCAAGUCAAAGUCGUGUACAAGCGUCCGACUGAUCUCGCGUUGCUUCGCGAUGUCCCAAUAUCGUGCAACGUGUGCGUGUGCGAUGUAUUUGACGACGGUUUGCUGAGUUCGGGGAUCAUUCCCGCCGUUAGGCAUGCCUUGGACAAGCUAUUGUUGCCAGACGCAGUCGUCAUUCCGUCGAGCGCGACGCUGUACGCCCAAGCCGUCGAUAUGCGCACGCCCGCCUUUGACGGAAUCAAUCUCAGCGCGAUAGACGGUUACAGAUGGCACCCAACGUACAUUGCAGGCAUUGAUUUAUUCGAGAACGCGUACAUCACUCUGAGCGAUCCUGUGCAAGUGUUCCAAUUUGACUUCCUCAUGCCGCCAGACUGUAGCGAGAAGAAGACGAUUGAUUUAACGUUUACGAAGCGCGGCAAGUUCAACGCCGUGGUGUUUUGGUACGAGAUGACUUUGAUUGAUGAUGUGAAAAUUUCAACAAAACCUGGUGGUGAAGAUUGUCCUUCUUCGAUGCGCGCCGCUGUCCAGUUCAUGCCCGGGAAAAUAUCAAUAGAAGAAGGCAGCGUGUUGCCACUCACGUGCGCGCACAACACAGUCGGUAUACAGUUUAGUGUCGAAGAUGCAGAGUACGAUCAAGUGACGAAAAAAGAUGCCAGUUUUCCAAAAUAUCACUUUCACAUGCUUCGCGAUGAGGGGCGUCUGCACGCGUAUUCGGACGCCCUCGGGCGUCAAGUUGCGCGAAUCAAGGCUCGCGGAGACACGUGCAGGGCGCUCGACAUCGGCACGGGAAGCGGUAUACUCGCCAUGCUCGCCGCGCGAGCGGGUGCGGAUUCCGUCGUCGCUUGCGACACGCAUCCAUCGCUCGUGAGCGUCGCUAGACGAAAUGUUGCCGCGAAUGGUUACGGAUCUCAGGUGAGCGUCCUGAAGCGCGACGCGACGCAACUCGAACGCGGCAAGCAUGCGCCAUACGACGGCGUUAAUCUUAUCGUUCUGGACGUCUUCGACGCCGGACUCACCGGAGAUGACGUGUUGGACAUGAUAGAAGCAGCCCGUAAGCAAUUGAGCGCAUCUACGUGCGCAGUCGUUCCCGCGGCGGCGACGAUUUAUUGCGCAGGCAUCGAAGCGUACACAAGCGAAGUCGACGGUUUCAACAUGAGCGCCUUCAACAAGUAUAGAUGGGACAGCACGUACGAGGCGACGUACAUGCGAGACCAGCCUUACCGAGUGUUGACAAAACCCAAAAAAGUAUUCGAAUUCUUCUUUGAUGACUCCCAGAAGAGCAAGGGCAGGGAAACCGUGCUAAAGAUGGAGACAAUCGCGCACGGCUACAUGAAUGCGGUGUGUUUUUGGUUUGAUUUGCACAUGGACGAAGAAGAGACGAUUACGACGGCACCGCUAGGGAUUGGAAAGGGUGGUACAAUUGAAAAUCAACGCAUUCUCGGCGACUUUGACGGUGCGCAUGCGAAAAAGGUCAUGUGCGAAUCUCUUCGCAGAGUUCGAGCGAACAUGGCGUCGAAUCCACGAAGCGAAGACUUUGAAAGCGACUCUGCGCGCGAGGGAUCAAGCGACAGGACCGUUUUUGUCUCCGAUGCCACGUCCUUAGGAGAUGAUGAAUUCGACGACGACGAUCGCGAGGAGCACUAUUGGGGGCAGGCGCUGCAAUACCUCGAACGCGGCGUCCAGGUGCGCGCGGGAAAGAAAAUCGCGCUCUUGGCCAAGCGACAAAACGGCGGCGUGCACUUUAGUUUAAAAGAGGGCGUCGGAAAUUGGGUAGGAAAACCACCGUGGAAGAUUGAAUGGGGCGGCGGCGCGUCCGUGGAGAGCCCACAUUUCCAGCGCGUGCACUAUUGCCAAUUGCUCGUCAACGAUUUUCUGAUGCGUCUACGAUGCAAACGGUUCGCGCCGAUCGAAAAAGACAUGAAGAUGAUUCUCGCGCAUUGCGGUGCGCUGUUUCUCGAGCCUCAUAGCUUGACUGACAUAUACCAUCACUUAGUCAUGCUAGAAGUGUACUUUGAUUGGGAAGACUUCUCCCCGGGAACGAAGGUUGAAUCGAUGACGAAGCCGUGUUUGCGCCUGUGCUAA
Messenger RNA from Ostreococcus lucimarinus CCE9901, 3243 nucleotides. RefSeq lists its product with no specific name. Bases 1 to 3243 code for a protein of 1080 amino acids. The record is from RefSeq and is a predicted model, not a curated record. Gene Ontology annotation, biological process: peptidyl-arginine methylation. The transcript has a single exon. Gene Ontology annotation, molecular function: protein binding; protein-arginine omega-N monomethyltransferase activity. Lineage: Eukaryota; Viridiplantae; Chlorophyta; Mamiellophyceae; Mamiellales; Bathycoccaceae.